CCUCCCUGUAGAGUGUGAGCGGCAACAACCUGUAGAUCCUUGGCCUGGUGCGCCAGGAGUACACUGGGAUGUACCAGUGUGUGGCGCACAGCUCGCCGGGGACGCCCAGCUGUGUGUCCUUGAGUCAAAGAACGCGUCCAGAACGUGAGUGCAGCUCCUCCAGCGAGGGACGGGAUGAAUACAAGACCCAGAUCAGCGACCUAAGUCCCGGGAGUAACUACAUGGUGCGGGUGGCGGCCCACACCUCCGGCGGCCUGGUGGGCGCCUCCAUACACGAGGUGCGGGUGUUCACCAAGCCGGACCUGGACCUGCCCUCCGCCUCAGAGUCUGAAAGUUGUCUCCACCUCACCCACCAGUCUGGAGGCCACUUGGUCGCCGCCCGUACUGGCCAAAACGCCCAUCACGGGAUACACCAUGUUCUAUACGCAGUUUUCUCCUCAGGUUGGGUCAGCAGAAGAACACGAAGUAAAGGUCACUGGUACGUCACAUGACCUCCAAGGCCUGGACCAGUUCACUGAGCACAGCGUGUGGCUCACCGCCGUCAACAGUAAUGGCGGGGGAGACGCCACCCCGGAGGUCACUGCCAGAACCUUCUCAGACGUGCCCUCAAAGGAGCCUCAGAAUGUGAGCGUUGAGGCUGCCAGCUCAAGGAGCCUCAUCAUCUGCUGGGAGCCUCCGCUGGCCGAGCACCAGAAUGGGAUCAUCACCAGCUGCAAGAUCCGCUACAAAGAGCGCGGCGAGUCAGGUUCCUCCAAGACCAAAGCCACAGACGGAAACAGACGACUCUUUGCCCUCAAGAAAAGCACCACAUACUCCAUAAAGGUUUAACCCGUCUGCUGCGAUUGGCACAGAUUUCACAUUCACUGGCAGCCUGAUAACAUACAGUCCCUGGUCUUUCUCUGCCUCUGUGGUGGAUAAUGGAGUGUUUCCCAUGUGGUAUUGGUGUGCUGGAUAUCUCUUCACUGGUAGCCUGAUAACAUACAGUCCCUGGUCUUUCUCUGCCUCUGUGGUGGAUAGUGGAGUGUUUCCCAUGUGGUAUUGGUGUGCUGGAUAUCCCCUCCCAUGGUGCAGGACUUACCUUUUCUUCAUUGAAUUGUAGCCACAGAUACUUUUUGUUCUCGCUGUUCAUUUCCCAUUUCCUUCUGGUUCUCCUCCUCCUCCUCCUGUAACCCUCUCUUUCCUGUCCCUACUGAUCAUGUUCUCUUUUUUCCUCUUGCUGUUCCUGUGUCCCCGCCCUGCCAAAUAUUCUCCCGCGUCCUGCUUCUCGGCAUUUCCUUGAGCAGGUUAGUGCAGAGAGCGUACACAGCUUAGGGUCGGAGAGGCUUUGACGGAGCUCAACCAACGUAAUGUACAGACUGAAGCGAAACAGCGCCACAAAGAGAGCCCACGAGACCACAAUUACACACUGUACACAUAUAACAUAAACUUGGGCGAGGCUGUGGAUUUUGAUGCAGCGGAUGUACAUUUUGAUCCAAUGACCCUGAUAACCUAAAACCGGUGAAUGUAUAGGAGGCGAAGCUACACACGCACACGCACACACACACACACACACACACACACACACACACACACACACACAAUAAUACAAUACCCGUCAACAUUACAAAGAGAAAGUAUUCUUCCCAUGAUAAAUACUGAUUAAAAAGUCUUGUGUGUGUGUGUGUGUGUGUGUGUGUGUGUGUGUAAUUCACCUCGGCCUGAUCACGAGUUGGACUCGGUCCCGCCAGCAGGUACCCUCCCGACGUGAACAAGUGCUCAUCAUCAUCGAUCUCUGGGUACUGCCAGGACCUCACACACCACACCCCCCAUCCCCCUUGCUCAAGGGAGGACAGUAACCACUCCUUGUCAACAGAAAGAAUCCGGCCUGAUGGGGGCUCAAACCGCUGCCUGUUUGGCCGUAAAGCCUUGCAGCGCAGCGCUCUACCGAUUGAGCUGUGUGUGUGUGUGCAUGUGUGUGUGUGUGUGUGUGUGUGUGUAGCCUCGCCUCCUAUACAUUCACUCUGGUUUAGAUUAGCAGCUGCUGCAGUCUGACUCGACUCGCUCUCCUGAUCAUUACUGCCGCAGGAAAUGACAUAACUGUCUUCUCCCACACUCUACCUUCUCUUCCUCGCUUUAUUCUUCAUUAUUACCAUUACCAGAAGCUUUAUUACUCUGUUCCCCGCAUAAGGAGGACGAGGGGACAGACACAUGCGUUUGGCUUCCUGAUCCAAUACAUAUUAUCAAGGGAAGCAUGAUAGCAAGAGAAUAUUGAGCUACACACAACUUUUACUACCAUUAUUAUUGCCAAGAUUGUCACGUGUAAGGAGGACGGGGAGCCAGGGACAUGGGUUUGGCUUCCUGACACAACACGCAUCAUCAGAGGAAGCAAGGCAGCAAGCGAAUAAUGAGCAGCACACAACUAUACGCAUACAAUUCCAGCACUGCCGCCAGGUAAGACCACGAGAGACUAACAAUGAGGAGCCCAACAACAUCGUUACGUCCGCAUUGCAUCGCUCCACAUCUUAUCCGCCCCCAGUUACCAGCGCAUAGAAGCUCCUGCCCUUCCCCAUUACGCGUAUAUCAUUAGCCAAG
This is a messenger RNA of Eriocheir sinensis (Chinese mitten crab), 2571 nucleotides long. RefSeq names its product netrin receptor DCC-like. The transcript is spliced from 4 exons. The record is from RefSeq and is a predicted model, not a curated record. The coding region runs from base 415 to 828 and encodes 137 amino acids. Gene Ontology annotation, biological process: cytokine-mediated signaling pathway. Gene Ontology annotation, molecular function: cytokine binding; cytokine receptor activity. Gene Ontology annotation, cellular component: signaling receptor complex; external side of plasma membrane. NCBI's taxonomy places the organism in Eukaryota, Metazoa, Arthropoda, Malacostraca, Decapoda, Varunidae.